AUGACGUUCUUAAAAGAUGAUGUAAUACCAGAACCAACAAGAGGGAAUUUAGACAGUGAUAAUGACGAUGAAGGUGAUAACAAUAACGUAUCUGAAGACAUGGAUCGCAUGACUGAAAUAUCACAGGAUAGCGCCACUACAACGUCAUCUUCAUCCAGGCGUAAAAAUAAAUCAGCGGCGGAAGUGAGAGACGAGUUUCUUGAAUUGGAAAAUAAAAAAAUUAAAUUGUUGGAAACGAAAUAUGCUGAUAAAAAAACUACUGACGACUUAGAAAAAGAUGAUGAUUACCACUUUUUUAUGAGUCUUAUUCCUCAAAUGAAAAGCUACACUAAUAUUCAAAAGUUACGAAUACGCAAUAAAAUAACGUCAAUAAUUUUAGAUGAAGCAGAAAUGCAUACGUAUAUUCCUAGUCACUCACGCAAUUUGACUACCACUACUCUACCGAGAGAUUUGACUCCUGCUAAUACUUAUGGUUACCAUACUAAUGAUUUUGACGUUAAUUAUAACUAA
Messenger RNA from Parnassius apollo (apollo), 510 nucleotides. The record is from the annotation of a GenBank genome assembly. Lineage: Eukaryota; Metazoa; Arthropoda; Insecta; Lepidoptera; Papilionidae.